This is a messenger RNA of Selaginella moellendorffii, 1320 nucleotides long. Its product is annotated as copper transport protein CCH. The transcript is spliced from 6 exons. The coding region runs from base 733 to 1218 and encodes 161 amino acids. Gene Ontology annotation, molecular function: metal ion binding. NCBI's taxonomy places the organism in Eukaryota, Viridiplantae, Streptophyta, Lycopodiopsida, Selaginellales, Selaginellaceae. The record is from RefSeq and is a predicted model, not a curated record.
GGGUUCUUGGCAAGGGCAAUUUGGCACGGCGUCGCCGCUGCUGGAUCAUCUCCCGGUGAUGAUAGGACGAUGAGAGGAGAGCUCCCGCGACGCCGAUCUCAGCGGGAUUGGCUUUGACUGAGAGCAAGUUGCGCUACGAUUUCUCCUUCUGGUGUCGACACUUUUGAUUCGCCCGAGAAAGAAGAAAAAUGGCACUGCGGUGUGGCGAUAGAAACAACACAACACGUAUCUCUGGUUCUGUGCUUCAUGCAGACCAACGUACGCUAACUUUGAUUUCUUUCUUCUUUUUGGCGAGCGAGGGUGGACGACACUUACACCACACAUGUGCCUGCGCUGAUUAUGAUACUCUUUCGCUGGAGCUGGGCGAUUCUUCCUGUUUGAUCUUGCUUCUUUUCCUUCUUCCGUUUAGUUCUUUGCCUAACGCUCUUGUUUAGAAGGAGGAAACAUCUCUCGAGCUACACGUACUGGAAGAUCAAAGAAAGAUCAGAUUCUACGUGUUGAGCUGAGGCCGGCUACACCUGGUACUUCCCUUAUCUUGCUGGAGGGGGGGAUCUCUGUUGUUGUUGUUUUAGAUGACGACAAGCAAUCAGGAGAAAGCAUAAAGAAGGCGCAAGUAGCCGUUGUUUGAAGCCGAUUGCUGUAGCAGUCGCUGUAAGAGGUCUCUUUCCCUCACAGUGGUAAGUGGCUCGCCAGUUUCCCCUGGUACCACCAAAGGGAAAGGAGUGGCGAGCAAUGCCUGAGCCACAGACAGUCGUUAUCAAGGUCCGUAUGCACUGCGAAGGAUGCCGUAAGAAGGUGAAGAAGGCGCUCUCCAAAAUCCCUGGCAUUCAAGAGCUCAAGGUGGACCUUAAGGAACAGAAGGUGACAAUCAAAGGCGACGUGGAUAUAAAAAAAGUGCUGCUCAAGCUAGCAAGAACCGGGAAAAUGAACGAGGUGCUACAGCCGGCCAGUGCUCCAGCCGAACCAAACAAGCCAAAAGAAUCAUCGCUGCCAGCGGCAGCAGCAGCCGCUGGAGAAACUGCGGCACAAACUCCAGCUCCAGCUCCAGCUCCAGCUCCAUCUCCAGCUCGAUCGAACUCAGCUCCAACUUCGCUGGCCACUUCCGAGGCCGCGACCAAAGAGGCUAUCCUGAGGGACAUCCAGAUGAAGCCGUUGGUGUGGAUCGACGCUCCAGACUUUCUGAGCGACGAGAACCCGAACGCGUGCUCGGUGAUGUGAGGUAAUAGCUAGCGGACAGGGGAGUUUUCUUUUUGUUUUGUUUGUAUGUUCCUGCUCUUUAAAUGACAAUCGUGUUUGUGUGAUAGUAUCAUCACAGAUCAA